Messenger RNA from Catharus ustulatus (Swainson's thrush), 5127 nucleotides. RefSeq names its product sterile alpha motif domain containing 11 (gene SAMD11). The transcript is spliced from 14 exons. NCBI's taxonomy places the organism in Eukaryota, Metazoa, Chordata, Aves, Passeriformes, Turdidae. Gene Ontology annotation, cellular component: PRC1 complex. Gene Ontology annotation, biological process: positive regulation of transcription by RNA polymerase II. The record is from RefSeq and is a predicted model, not a curated record. Gene Ontology annotation, molecular function: protein binding; RNA polymerase II cis-regulatory region sequence-specific DNA binding; DNA-binding transcription activator activity, RNA polymerase II-specific. Bases 37 to 3012 code for a protein of 991 amino acids.
CAAAAUAAUGUCUACGGCAGCAGAGACCUCUCCGAGAUGUCAGGUAUUAGUCCGGAGGGGCAGAUCUGCGAGCCACAGAGCAGCUCCCGGGUCUACGGUACAUUAGGCUCUCCGUGGGAGAGGGAUCCCAGACAGCUCUGCUGGGGAACCAGCCCAGGAGAUUUGUUAGCGGGCUGCUCCGGGGGAUACCAGCCACCUCCGGCACCCGAGCGCCAAAGGUGCCUGUGCUGCUGCUGCUGCUGCUGCUGGCGCAUUUCAUCCAAACUCCAGCCGGAGCCAGGGCAAGUUGAACCGGAGACAUUGGAGCCGCUGUGCUUCGGAGAGACGAGGGCGCACGGGGAGCGCGGCGGCACCAUGCCUGCUAUCAAGAAGGAGCGACUUGACAGGGAGGAGAUGGCCCUGGCAGCUUUUAACCAGCCCAUGGAAACCUUACCUGACUACCUCGCGCCUCUGGCCGCCGCUGCCAUUCCGGUGGUCACCCCGCACCCGCCGGCUUACGAGCAGAUCUUUGCCCACCGCGCGUACCUGGGCUUCCACGAGCCCCACCACCCCCACCCGCACCACCCCCACCACCUCCCCGAGGACCUGAUGCUGGAGAGGUUUUCCUCCAUCCCGGAUUUCCAGCCCUUCUUUGACAACGGAGAGCCUUGCAUCGAGGUGGAGUGCGGGGAGAACAAGGCGCUGCUCUACAUCAAUAAGUUGUGCCAAGGGAGCAAAGGACCCUCUAUCCGGUACCGGGGAGAGUGGCUCACCCCCAACGAGUUCCAGUUCGUCAGCGGCAGGGAGACGGCCAAGGACUGGAAGCGCAGCAUCAGGCACAAAGGGAAAAGUUUGAAGACUCUUAUGUCCAAAGGAAUCUUACAGGUACAUCCUCCAAUCUGUGAUUGCCCUGGGUGUCGAAUUUCGUCUCCAGUGAACCGGGGCCGCCUGGCAGAGAAGAGAACAAUCCCCCUGCCCCCCAGCAGGCUGCCCAAGAAGGAGCUGAGCUCCCUCUUCUCCCACAGCGAGGACAGCCAGGACAGCGACAAGAGCAAUGGGCAGCAGCCCGAAGUGAAGCAGGAGGAGGAUCUGCACAUCAGUAUCAUGAAAAGAAGGAUUCACACCCACUGGGAUUUGAACAUCUCCUUCCGAGAGAGCUCCUGCAGCCGCGACAGCGACCUCUCCACCAUCAUCUCCAACCUGCAGCAGAGCCGGCAGCUCGUGAUGCCCGAGAGCCAGAGCCGCUGCGAGUUCAAGAGGAGCAGCCUGGACGUGGGGCUGGCAGCUGCAGAUGAAAUUUUAGGCAAGAGAAGAGUAUGUUCUCCCACCAGCAGCAGUGAGUGUCCUUUAGAGAGCAAGAAAGCCCGAAGUGAGUCCCCAAAGGAAAGGUGCCAGACGCCGGCGCUGGAGGAGGCGGUGGCGCAGAUGACCCCGGAGGAGCACUACAGGCGCAUGAUGUCAGCCCUGAACGAGCACGGCUCCUUCGAGGAGCAGCAGCAGCAGCGCCUCUACCAGCUGGCCAACAGCAUGGCAGUGCCCAGCCACGGAGAUCUGCUCCGGGCGCGGCAGGAGGUGGCGGCGGCGGCGGCGGCGCGGACCCCGGGCGCGAUGGAAGCGCACAUCCCCUCGGCCAGCAACUCGUCCAGCCAGCGCAGGAAGCAGGGCCUGCCCCAGCACAGGGACAGCCACUUCCCCGACAGGGAGAUCUCCCACCCACCGCCUCUGCUGUCGCCCCAGAACGCUCCCCACAUCGCCCUGGGGCCGCACUUGAGACCCCCCUUCCUCGGGGUGCCUUCAGCUCUGUGCCAGACACCAGGUUACGGCUUCCUGCAGCCAGCGCAGGCAGAGAUGUUCGCACGGCAGCAGGAGAUGCUACGGAAACAAAACCUGGCCAGGCUGGAGAUGUCGGCCGAGCUGAUCCGCCAGAAGGAGCUGGAGAACCUCCACCGGCAGAGGCUGCUGGCCGGGGACCCCCUGAGCCUUCACCCCGCGCUGCCCCCCGACCACCCCGCGCUGCGCAGCGUGCACGACGUCCCCGAGGGCCACGCGCUGCGCGACGAGCUGUCCCGCCGCAGCGCCAUGCUGGUGCUGCGCCACAACAACGCCCCGCUGCUGUCGCUGACCCCCGGCGGGCCCGGGGCCGCCACGCCGCCCAAGGAGCAGCCCCGCAGGCCCGCAGGAACCCGCAAGGCCGCGCAGCCUCGAGCGGAGCCGCAGGGAGAGGCCCGCGAGCCGCGCGCCAGGGACGGCGGCCAGGACUGUGCCGAGGAGGAGAUGAAGGACUCGGAGAGCGACGCCGAGGACAAGGCCGAGGGGCUGAAGGGAGAGGGAGGCGCGGGAGCGGAGCUCAAGGAGGGCAAGGACGGCGCGGGGAAGGCGUGUGAGGGGGCCAAGGAGCCCAGCGAGGUGGUCGCGGCCCCCAGCGUCGCCUGCAGCUCCUCCAGCGCGGAGUCCCCCAGCCACCUGCUCGGGCCCGGCGGCAGCAAGGCCGAGGGGAAAUACCUGCCCCCAGCCUCCCUGCCCGCGCCACAGCCGCUGCCCUUCGGCUUCCCCUACACCAUGAGCCCCUACUUCCACGCAGGCACCAUGGGAGGUCUGUUCCUGGACGGGGAGGAGAGCCCAGCGCUGGAGGACAUCAGCAAAUGGACAGUGGAGGAUGUCUGCAGCUUCGUGUCCAGCUUGUCUGGCUGCACUGAGUACACUCAGGUAUUCCGAGAGCAGGCCAUCGAUGGGGAGACCCUGCCCCUCCUGACAGAGGAGCACUUACUGAACAACAUGGGGCUCAAGCUGGGGCCUGCCCUGAAGAUCAGGUCACAGGUGGCCAAGCGCCUGGGCCGGGUGCUGUGCAUGGCCGGCUUCCCUCUGGCGCUGCCGCUGCGGCCCCAGGAGCGCGAGGUGGCCCCGGGGGAGCCGCGCCCUCCCUCCACCGGCAGCGUGGCCUCUCCCUUCGGACCCCUCCCCACCACCAGGGGCUCCCCCAAACAGGAGAACGGGACCCCCCUGCUCAGCGACACCCCCAAAGCCCCCUCCUAACACUGCAGGAAGGGAGCUUCUAGGUUUUUUUAUUUUUUUUUUUUUGGAUGCAUUUUGCUUUUUUUUUUUAAAUUUUUUUUUUUGGUCGUUUGGGGAAAAUAAUAAAAAGAACCACGGAGAAGAUUUCUGAACUGUCAAAGUGUAAAGGGAAGGAAGGAAAUUUAUCCAAAGAUGUUGGCGUGGGACGAUGCUGAGUGAAGAGGAUGCUGGAGGAUGGAGGAAGAAUUCCUGAUCCUUGCACACUCCCCAGUGGAGCUGGAGGUUCCUGCCGGGAAUCAGGGGCAGGAAUCACGGACAGGAACCACGGACAGGCUGCUCUUGGCCUUUGGAACUCCGAAAAAACCCAAAAAACUCCUCCAGGCGCCUCCAGAGCUCUCCUCCUCCCUGCAAACCGGCCUCAGCUCCUCAUUCAGGUGUUCUAUGCAUCUCUAGCAACUUUGAAAACAAUACCAAAGACAGCCAAAAAAGGAUAAAAAGACAAAAAAAAAAAAAAAAAAAAAGACAGCAAAGCAAGGAAACGCAGGCUGGAGCUGCCGUUCGUGUUUACUGGUGCAGAUGGUACCGAGCCCUGGGCUGGCACAGGGCACAGGGCACUCCCAGCCCUGCCAACCCAGCCCUGCCCUGCCCUGGGGGUUCUUUCCAAGCCUUGUUCCAGAGGUGGAUGCAUCCUUGCAUUAUUGUGGAUGCAUUCUUGCAUUACUGUGGAUGCAUUCUUGCAUUAUUGCACAUCCUGGGCACACAAUGGGCAAAAAAAAAAUUGAGUUUUUACUACUGUGAAUGAGCUGGGAACUCCCGGGGUGAGCUCCUGUGAGCUGUACAGUUGUGAACAACAAUCACAUGUGGUACUUUUCUCUCUCUCUGUCUCUCUCUCUCCCCCCCUCCCCAAUCCCCGUUUUUUUUUGGGGUUUGUUUUUUUGUUUAAACGUUGCACGUGCUGCCGUUUUUUCUUACAGAAUAGCUUUGGUGGUACUUUAGCUUCUUUAUAUUGUAAAAAAAAGGAGAAAAAAAAAACACCAUUAUCCAUCACAUCACGAUAAAAAUGCUUUCCAGCAAUCAGUUUAAAUAAAAAAGAAAAACACUUAAUUUACAAAUGGUAACUGGGCUUUUCCCGAGGAGUUCUGUCCUUCCUUUCCUGGUGCAGCAGAGCUGCCAAUUCCUGCCUGGAACUCAAAGCCAGAGCCAGGAGAAAAAGGGAAUUCUUCCUCCUUGGCAAGAACAGGUAAGUUAAAAUCAUUUACCAAAUGAGAAUCUUUUAUUUACAGCCAAGGUGGUGCAGUUCUCACCUGGGCAGGAUCAUUUUGCUUUUCUUUAUUCAUCCAUCCUCACACAUCAUCCCCAACCCAAGAAAUCUGAAUUUAAAGUUUCCUUCUGCAGCACUCUCAGCACUUUGAACUGAUCAAAGCUCUGCAAGAGUCUGUGCAGCCCUGGAGGCUUUUUGGGCACCAGGGAGGGUUGGUGAGAGCCCCAGAGCUAAAUCUGAGGAGGAACCUUGGACAAAAACCUCCUCCCUUGCAGGAGCUGAAGUGAAUCCUGAUUUGAAUGAGGGGUUUUUAUCCCCUCUGGGAGCAGUUUUUACUGGCCUUGACUUGGCCACGGUUUUAUUGGUACCAAAACCAGAACUGGUAGAAAAAGGUGGAAAAUCCAGGUUGAGAAGUCCAGGUUGAAAGGUCCAGGUUUGGUUGAGGGGUUCAGGUUCAGAAUUCCAGGUUGAAUUGAGAAGUCCAGGUUGAGUUGGAAAAUCUAGGUUCAGUUGAAAGGUCCAGGUUGAGUUGAAAUGUCCAAGUUCAGAAUUCCAGGUUGAAUUGAGAAGUCCAGGUUCAGUUAAAAUGUCCAGGUUGAAUUGAGAAGUCCAGGUUGAAUUGAGAAGUCCAAGUUGAAAGGUCCAGGUUGAGUUAAGAAAUUCAGGUUCAGAAUUCCAGGUUAAAUUGAGAAGUCCAGGUUGAACUGAGAAGUCCAGGUUGAGUUGAAGUGUCCAGGUUGAAGAGUUGAAGUGUCCAGGUUCAGUUAAAAUGUCCAGGUUGAGUUAAGAAAUUCAGGUUCAGAAUUCCAGGUUGAAUUGAGAAGUCCAGGCUGAGUUGAAGUGUCCAGGUUGGGUUGAAAGGUCCAGGUUGGGUU